Messenger RNA from Aspergillus tubingensis, 1578 nucleotides. Its product is annotated as cytochrome P450. Bases 1 to 1578 code for a protein of 525 amino acids. Lineage: Eukaryota; Fungi; Ascomycota; Eurotiomycetes; Eurotiales; Aspergillaceae. The transcript is spliced from 7 exons. Gene Ontology annotation, molecular function: oxidoreductase activity, acting on paired donors, with incorporation or reduction of molecular oxygen; monooxygenase activity; heme binding. The record is from RefSeq and is a predicted model, not a curated record.
AUGCCAGUAACGUUGUGGACGGGCGUCUUCGUCGCCCUUACGAGCGUAUACAUUUUCUUCUCAUUCUUUACUCGCAAGAGCAAGCAUCUGCCUUUACCUCCCGGUCCCCGACGAAAGCCUAUUGUGGGUAAUCUCUGGGAUCUGCCCGACCCAAGUCAGCAAGAUUGGCAGCACUGGCUGAAGCACAAGGAUCGCUAUGGCCCAAUCAGUUCCCUCAGCAUCAUGGGCCAAACCAUCAUCGUCUUGAACGAUGCCCGACUAGCGGUGGAACUACUCGAGUCACGAUCGUCGAUCCACUCCUCGCGUCCACAGCAACACUUCGCAGAGAUGGCGGGCUGGAACAACGUCCUCGGAGCGGUGAAGCAGCCUCAGCGCAUCCGAGCAACGCGCAAGAACCUGCAUAGGGAGAUCGGAUCCAACAAUUCGGUCGCUCGAUUCAAUGAGAUCCAGAUAGCGGAAGUGGGUCGGUUUCUACUGAGGGUACUGGAUGCGCCGGACAAGUUGAUGCAGCAUAUACGCAAAGAGGCGGGCGCAAUCAUCCUAAAAGUAGGAUACGGAUAUACCAUCGAACCGCAUGAUCAAGACCCGUUGGUUGAUCUGGCCGACAAGGCGAUGGAGGAUUUCUCGAUGGCCAUGCUUCCAGCCACAUGGGCAGUGGACUUUUUCCCACCCCUGAAGUAUCUUCCAACCUGGUUCCCAGGUACAGAGUUCAUGAAGAUCGCACAACGCUAUCGAAAGAAUGUCACGGCAUUCAGCGAUAUCCCUUAUGCAUUCGUGAAGGAACAGAUGCGUACAGGCCGCUUCGUACCGUCUUUUCUCUCCAACCUUCUUGAGAGCAGUGCUUUCGAGCCCGGAUCCGAAGAAGAGAACACUGUCAAGUGGUCUGCUGGAUCGCUCUAUGCUGGGGGAGCUGAUACGACCGUCUCCUCCAUAGCCAGCUUCUUCCUCGCAAUGGCUCUCUUCCCCGAAGUGCAGCGCAAGGCACAGGAGGAAAUCGACACCGUGAUUGGAACAGACCGACUGCCGCAGUACGGAGACCGGGAACAACUACCUUACAUCAACACCUUAGUCAAAGAGACGCUCAGAUGGCAUCCAGUCGUACCUAUGAACGUUGCCCAUACCUCAACCGAGGAUGAUGUCUGCGAGGGAUACUUCAUUCCCAAGGGAUCGUCAAUCCUUGCCAAUAUAUGGGGUUUCACUCACGACCCAGCCGCCUACCACGACCCCAUGACAUUCAAACCCGAACGGUUCCUGGGCCCAAACCCAGAGCGAGAUCCCCACUUCCUUGUCUUCGGAUUCGGUCGUCGUGUCUGUCCGGGGAAGACUCUAGCUGAUGUAAAUGUGUAUUUCACCAUUGCCCAAGCUCUCGCUGUCUUUGAGAUCUCAAAGCCAGUGGAGAAUGGGGAAGUCAAGGAUAUUCGACCGCAGUUUCUGCCCGGUGUCAUCAGUCACCCAGCGCCGUUUAAUGUGUCUAUUCGGCCGAGGAGUGCGAAGCAUUUGGAAAUGCUUCGGUCAUUGGAGAAGAAGUAUCCUUGGGAGAAGAGUAAUGCGGAGGAUUUGGGGAAUGUGCAAUAUUAG